Messenger RNA from Trichoderma citrinoviride, 924 nucleotides. Its product is annotated as catalase. Lineage: Eukaryota; Fungi; Ascomycota; Sordariomycetes; Hypocreales; Hypocreaceae. The coding region runs from base 1 to 924 and encodes 307 amino acids. Gene Ontology annotation, molecular function: catalase activity; heme binding. Gene Ontology annotation, biological process: response to hydrogen peroxide; hydrogen peroxide catabolic process. The record is from RefSeq and is a predicted model, not a curated record. The transcript has 2 exons. Gene Ontology annotation, cellular component: cytoplasm; peroxisome; mitochondrion.
AUGGCAGAGAAACCGCUUCACAUCGAUCUCAUCGAUACCCUCAAGGACGUCUCUGUCCGAGUUGACCAUGUCAGACCAUCCCAUGCCAGAGGCGUCUUCGUCAUAGGUUCCUUUACCCCUACCAAGGAAGCCAAGCAACUCUCCAAGGCGCCCCAUUUCAACUCUCCGUCGACCCCGGUCGUGGCCAGAUUCUCUCUCUUCACCGGUAUCCCUGACCUACCUUCGAACGACCCACAGGCAAAUCCCCACGGCCUGGCUGUGAGAUUCCUGAUUGGAGAUGGCGUGAAAAGCGACAUCAUCUGCCAAUCUACACCCCUCUUCCCAGCAAACACAGGAGAGGGAGUCCUUGCCAUCUUCAAAGCUUUGAGAGACGACAGAAUAGAGGAGUACCUCAGCACUCAUCCCGAAGGCAUUCCUUUUUUCACAGAAGAUAGAAAGACGCUAAAGCACUGGGGCACCCAGUCAUUCUACUCCAUCAACGCCUUCAAGUUCAUAAACGAUGAGGGCAAGAGCGUGCUUAUCCGCUACCGUUGGAUCCCGAUGGCGGGGAGACACUUUCUGACGGACAAAGAGCUUGAGGCCAAGGGGCCAAACUUCCUUUUCGAUGAUCUACCCGGCGUUUUUGCUCAGGGACCGAUAAUCUUCAAGCUUGUAGCUCAGGUGGCGGAGGAGGGCGACAUCACCGGUGACUGCCUCCAGAGAUGGCCCGAGAACCGCAAGCUUGUGGAGCUCGGGGAGCUCAAGCUAACCAAGGUUGCGGAGAAGGCGGAUCUGCCACCUCAGAAGGAGACUAUUAUGUAUAAUGUCAUUCCUGGGGUGCAAGGCAUCGAGCCUUCGGAUGAUCCUAUCAUCGCGACUCGUGGGAAGGUGUAUGCGACAAGUGGGCAGACUCGCCGGGGAGCUGAAAUUGAAGCCGAAGCUUAG